Messenger RNA from Cinclus cinclus, 1295 nucleotides. RefSeq names its product NME/NM23 nucleoside diphosphate kinase 6 (gene NME6). The record is from RefSeq and is a predicted model, not a curated record. NCBI's taxonomy places the organism in Eukaryota, Metazoa, Chordata, Aves, Passeriformes, Cinclidae. Gene Ontology annotation, biological process: CTP biosynthetic process; GTP biosynthetic process; UTP biosynthetic process. Gene Ontology annotation, molecular function: nucleoside diphosphate kinase activity. Bases 7 to 576 code for a protein of 189 amino acids. The transcript has 5 exons.
ACGGCCAUGACGGCCAUGGCGGCCCCGCGGGGCGGAGCGCGGCGGCUGCAGCUGACUCUGGCGCUGCUCAAGCCGGACGCCGUGGCCCAUCCGCUCGUACGCGAGGCCGUGCACGCCGCCAUCCUUCGUCACCGGUUCCUCAUUGUCCGCGCCAAGGAGCUGCGGUGCGGCCCGGAGCAGAGCCGCCGCUUCUACCGGGAGCACGAAGGGCGUUUCUUCUACCAGCGGCUGGUGGAGUUCAUGGCCAGUGGCCCCAUGUGGGCUUACAUCCUGGCCCAUGAGAACGCUGUCCCUCUCUGGAGAUCCCUGAUGGGACCCACUAAAGUGUUCCAAGCCCGACACAGCAACCCAGACUCCAUCCGAGGUUCCUACGGCCUCACGGACACCAGGAACACGACCCAUGGCUCAGACUCACCUGCCUCAGCCAGCAGAGAAAUUGCCUUUUUCUUCCCAGAGUUUGAUGAGCAGCGCUGGUACGAGCAGGAUGAGCCCUGGCUGCGGCGCGGGCAGCUGUACUAUAGCGCCGAGGAGCGCGUGCACCGUGUGCUCGGGGCACAGCAGGCAGAGGUGACCUGAGUUACCCAUGGUAGGGCCCGGUGUGCUGGCCCAGCAGUUCCUGUGGGUGCUCUUGGGGCACCAGACAGAGCUGUGCUGUAUUUCAGGGAAUGGGGAGAGGGAAAGCCUUGUGCACGCUGUGCUGCCUGAAAUUAGGUUGUGCCACCUGGAAUCAGAUUAUUGGUAUAACAGGCAGGUGCUGGGGUGCUGUAGGAAGAAUUCCCCCAGCAGUGCUCUUGCUGACAGUCUGGCCAUGCAGCUCACUGGCCCCCUGAGUGUGUUUGGGUGUGAACAGGACAGGUGAGUUGGUUAAGGGCCGGUUGAAGGAUGGGUUGCUUGUUCCAGAUGGGAUUGGCCUGGGUUUGCUGAUGGAAAGCCUCAGGUUCUCCCUGCUGGCUGUUCCCACAGUGCCUUAGGGAGAAAAGAAUGGAAAAGAGCAUCAAAAAAGGCAUCAGCAGGGUAAGAUGAACUGUCCUGUCCUUGCUCACCUGCAAUUGGGCUGGGAAGUGAGGAGCUUUGCCAAUAGCGCUUCAUGUGAGACCACUUGGAGCCCUCAGUGUCUGUGGCCUGACUGGGCACCAGGGCAGUUCUGUGUCCUUGGGAAAUGGGAUGAACAAGGCCACUGAAUUACCCAGAUACAUGAUGGAAUGAUGACAGGGUGGUGCAGGAGGGCUUAGUUGGGAGGUAGAGAGCCAGGUCCUGACAGGCUGAUUGUGUUUCUCUUUGUGAUGCCGUGUGAG